AUGCUGAGGUUUGUCCUGUUGAGCGCUCUCGCAGCCCUGGGUAAGAACUGAAUUUCUUCCGGACACUCUCUCUGUCUGCCUUUAUAUUUCCCCCCUCGUUCACUCUCAUUCCCUCUCUUUUCUUAUUCAGACUCCCUUUCUCUCUCUCCAUUUUCUCUCUUUCUCUCUCUCUAUCUCUUUGAGUAUGUACAGCAUCCAGAAGAAAUCUACUUUAAGCUGUGUGUUUCUGUCCUGUAAUCUCCUGCAGUGCUGGCUGUGGAUCUGGUGCCGCAGCCCAGAUACCUGGAAGAUGUUCCUGAGCAGAGAGUUGUGGGUGGUGAGGUCGCCCAACCCAACUCCUGGCCCUGGCAGGUAAAACAUUAGCCUGAUCCCAGGCCUGUACUAAAUGUGCUUCAGCCAACUCGUCGAUACUCCGCUGUCAGAGGAGUUGGCUAUGAUACAAACAGAUCUGGGGCCAGGCAAGAAAAAUAUUACUGUUGAGAGAUGUUACUUGAAUAAAACUGUGAGCAUCAGACCUAGGCGGAAAAUAGUUGUAUUUUGUAGUUUAUUUGAAAAUUCUAACUUUUCAAAUACUCAAGGUAGUCAAAUAUACACUGAGUGUACAAAACAUUAAGAACACCUUCCUAAUAUUGAGUUGCACCCCCUUUUGCCCUCAGAACAGCCUCAAUUCGCCGGGGCAUGGACUCUACAAGGUGUUGAAAGCGUUCCACAGGGAUGCUGGCCAGUGUUGACUCCAGUGUUUCCCACAGCAGAUUUUCCUAAUGUUUUGUACACUCAGUGUACUUUAUAUAGAGUUUCAACUAAAAUGCAAUUGUUUUCUUUGAUAUUGAAAUACAGGUCUCGGAAAAACAAAUAAUAUUUGAAGGUAUUUGCAAGUGAUUUGAAACCCCCCCCCCCCCCCCCCCCCCCCCCCCCCCCCCCCCCAAAAAAAAAAUAUGUAAUUGAUGGCUGCCAAAUAUUUGAUGAAGAACCAAAAACUACAACAGUUGAUUGAAUUAGUGUAAAUAUAUGAUCAUUAGCACAUGGUUUGGAGGGCUAGAUAUUAUCUUAAUAUAGCCUUUAGUAAAUAAUGAAAUACACGAGGGACACGGAAUCACCUCAGCAUUAGAGUGGACCACUUUCGCAUCUUCAAAAUGAAUAACAAAUAUAUUUUGAUAAUGCGUGAGACAUAAGAUAAUGCAGUAACACUUGACAUCCAGUUCUUAUACAUGUGUAGUAGCUGUGUGAUUUAUUGCGCUAGCAACAUUGUUGUUACACGGGUGUUGCUUUACAUGUUACAAACAGAUAAAGCAACACCUCACGGCACAACGCCUCUCCCCUAUUUGACCUAGAUAGUUUGUGUGUAUGUAUUGAUAUGUAGGCUACGUGUGCCUUUUAAAAAAUUGAUGUAGUUCUGUCCUUGAGCUGUUCUUGUCUAUUAAUGUUCUGUAUUAUGUAAUGUUUUGUGUGGACCCCAGGAAGAGUAGCUACUGCUUUCGCAACAGCUAAUGGGGAUCCUAAUAAAAUAUCAAAUACCACUUUGGAAAUUGCUUGAGAAUUGCAUAAUACUGGAGUUAUCACAAGUGGAAUAAGGAACGGUCAAUAUUCCUCUUGUGUACUGUAGUUACUAACUCUCAGCUCAUUGCUAUGCAAUUAAAAUGCAAUUACCAAAGUAUUACUGUAACAACAUGGUAAUAAAAUAUUGCUCCAAAAGAAUUAGAUUUGUAUUACACAGGCACAAGAACAGUUUAAUGUUAUGUGUUACUGAGAAUGCUAACAGUAACAAAAUAUGACUACUAAGUGUCGAAAGGAAACUAAAUAUCCCAAAACUGUCUUCUUGAAUCAACUACAGCCAAGGUGGAGAAUAUCAUGUUAGUUUUGUAUUCGUACUAAACUAUCCCUUUAAAGAUGGUAUAGUGUGUGUUUGAAACAAGAAAACGUACCCUCAGAUGGACAAAGAGUUUCGGAGUUGUUUUUGCUAAGCAUCCAACUUGCUGUUUGCAAUGUUAGCAAAUGGCAUUGAAGUACUCUGCAGUAUUUUCAGGUAUUAUAAAAUUAAUUGCAGCGUUUCAACCUUUCAGUGGCAUGUUGAAAGAGUCAUACAGUAGUUGAGCAUCACAACUUAUUUAUACUUAUCUGUACAAAAUAUCCUUGGUUAAUUGGUUUGACUUGAUUAUGUACACAUGGGGCAAUGGACAUUCAGGAGAAUGGACAUUUACAGAAUGUUCAGAUAGAAAUUGUAUUGUGUAGAUCCAAUAUGACUGUCAGAUAGAUUGGAAUAGGAGAUUGGGUGUGCUCUAUUUACUGUAUUUCUAUCUGCAACAUGCCGUUCCACAUACAGCCCUGCAAAUACAGCCCUGUAAAUACAGCCCUGCAAAUACAGCCCUGCAAAUACAGCCCUGCAAAUACAGCCCUGCAAAUACAGCCCUGCAAACACAGCCCUGCAAAUACAGCCCUUCAAACACAGCCCUGCAAAUACAGCCCUGCAAAUACAGCCCUGCAAAUACAGCCCUGCAAUAAGUCCUGAAGACAGCCUCCAAUAAGCCUUCAAAUAGCACCCUGCAAUCGCCCAUGCAAAUAACCUGCAAUACACCCUGCAACACAGCCUGCACCGCCCUGCACAAGCCCUGCAAAUAAGCCCUGCAAAUACAGCCCUGCAAAUACAGCCCUGCAAAUACAGCCCUUCAAAUACAGCUCUGCAAAUACAGCCCUGCAAAUACAGCCCUGCAAAUACAGCCCUGCAAAUACAGCCCUUCAAAUACAGCUCUGCAAAUACAGCCCUGCAAAUACAGCCCUGCAAAUACAGCCCUGCCAUUAGUUGAAGACAGCCAAUCCAAUCAAUAGUUUCAGAGAAGUAGUCACUUCCUGAGAUCUGUAUUCAAAUAUAUAUAUAUAAAGUUGCUUUCUCAGGUCUGUAUUCAAAUAGUUUUUAAAAGUUGUCAUUUUUUGGGAUGUGUAUUCAAAUAGUUUAAAAAAAGUACUUACUUUCUGAGAUCUGUAUUCAAAUAUAUAUAUAUAUAUAUAUAUAUAUAUAUAUAAAGUUGCUUUCUCAGGUCUGUAUUCAAAUAGUUUAGAAAAGUAGUAAUUUUUUGGGAUGUGUAUUCAGAUAGUUAUCACCUCCCAAAUUACUAUUUGUUCACCAGAAGAAUAGUUACUUUCCACAACGCAGAGUUAAAACUAUAGUUAUCCCAGGUCUGGUGAGCACCCUCUGGUUAUCCCAGGUCUGGUGAGCACCCUCUAGUUAUCCCAGGUCUGGUGAGCACCCUCUGGUUAUCCCAGGUCUGGUGAGCACCCUCUGGUUAUCCCAGGUCUGGUGAGCACCCUCUGGUUAUCCCAGGUCUGGUGAGCACCCUCUGGUUAUCCCAGGUCUGGUGAGCACCCUCUGGUUAUCCCAGGUCUGGUGAGCACCCUCUGGUUAUCCCAGGUCUGGUGAGCACCCUCUGGUUAUCCCAGGUCUGGUGAGCACCCUCUGGUUAUCCCAGGUCUGGUGAGCACCCUCUAGUUAUCCCAGGUCUGGUGAGCACCCUCUGGUUAUCCCAGGUCUGGUGAGCAACAACUCAGUCUUUUAAAAAGUGACAAACCUUUUUUUUGUUCUAAUCCUCUCCUCCCUUCAGCUAUUGAAUCUCCUCAUCUUUAACAUCCUCCUUUCACCUCUCUCUCUCUCAAUUCAAUUUCAAUUUCAAUUUAGGGCUUUAUUGGCAUGGGAAACGUAUGUUAACAUUGCCAAAUCAAUGAAGUAGAUAGUAAACAAAGUGAAAAUAAACAAUAAUAUUAACAGUAAACAAUUACACUCAGAAUUUCAAAAGAAUAAAGACAUUUCAAAUGUCAUAUAAUGUAUAUAUACAGUGUUGUACCAAUGUGCAAUAGUUAAAGUACAAAUGGGAAAAUAAAUAAACAUAAAUAUGGGUUGUAUUUACAAUGGUGUUUGUUCUGCACUGGUUGCCCUUUCUUGUGGCAACAGGUAACAAAUCUGUCAGGCUGUGAUGGCACAACUGUGGUUUUUCACCCAGUAGAUAAGGGAGUUUAUCAAAAUUGGGUUGUUUUCGAAUUCUUUGUGGAUCGCUGUAAUCUGAGGGAAAAUGUGUCUCUAAUAUGGUCAUACAUUUGGCAGGAGGUUAGGAAGUGCAGCUCAGUUUCCACCUCAUUUUGUGGGCAGUGUGCACAUAGCCUGUCUUCUCUUGAGAGCCAGGUCUGCCUACGGCGGCCUUUCUCAAUAGCAAGGCUAUGCUCAUGAGUCUGUACAUAGUCAAAGCUUUCCUUAAGUUUGGGUCAGUCACAGUGGUCAAGUAUUCUCUCUCUCUCUCUCUCUCUCUCUCUCUCGGCUCCUCUCAUCUCGUACUCUCUCUCUCUCUUGCUCUCUCUCUCUUUCUCUUCUCUCUCUUUCUCUCUCUCUCUCUCAUCACCUCUCUCUCUCCUCUCUCUACUCUCUCUCUCUCUCUCCUGCUCUCUCUCUCUUCUCUCUCCUCUCUCUCUCCUCUCUCUCUCUCUCUCUCACCCCUCUCGCUCUCUUGUCCUCAGAUCUCUCUCCAGUAUUUGUCUGGCAGCUCCUACUACCACACAUGUGGAGGUAGUCUGAUCAGGAGAGGAUGGGUCAUGACUGCUGCUCACUGUGUGGACAGGUAGGACAAAGGAAGACGUAGAAUAGCUACAUUUUUCCAAGAGUUAACGUUACACAAAUAAACAACACAUGACAGAUACAAAUACAUUAUACAAGAUAAACAGCGAGUUCGAAUUAAGAUUUAAGAUAUGGAUGUAACUUCCUAAGUGACCAAUGUAUUAUUGGGUACGUACCGUUUUAAAAGUUUAUAAAUUGAUAGUUUUUUUGUUUGUAGUUUAGAGUAGGCCUAACAUACGUGGCAGUUUCACCGCGACAGAUUCCAACUUUAAAGAUCGCUAUAGAAUGGAUGUAUGUUGUAUAACUUCCUAAGUGACUUCCUAACUGACUUCCUAAGUGACUUCCUAAGUGACCAAUGUAUUAUUGUGUGUGUCUUCAGCCAGAGGACUUGGCGUGUGGUUCUGGGAGACCACCACCUGAACAGCAACGAGGGUAAGGAACAGAUCAUGACUGUCAGCAAGGUCUACAUCCACAACGGGUGGAACUCCAACAACGUCGCUGCAGGGUACGGAACUCAUUUGUAAUCAAUUGUUAUUUUAGUUGAAGUUUAAAAUCGCGUCAGUGAUUGGUUUUGAAUUUAGCUACACUAGUUAAAUGUCACUAUUUUGACACGUUCUAAUGAUACCAUGUUGUGCCGUUUUAUUAGAUCUUUAAAAAUAAGUGUUCUGUGGUCCGGUUAUAAUAACAGUUAUCUGGAGAAUUAUCCCAGUAUUAAGUAGAUGUGCUAGGGGGUGAAGUGCCACAGAACAGGAGGAAGGUUAGGAUGAAGGAAUAUUAUGACCUGAGGUGAAAAUGAAGCCUUCUGGACGUGUUCCUUUAACCCUCAGAUCUGACAUUGUGUUCUAAACUCAGAUCGACAUUGUUGAUCACUUCUAACCCUCGAUCUGACAUUGUGUUCCUUUACCCUAGAUCGAUGGUCCUUUAAACCCUAGAUAUGACAUUGUGUUCCUUAUAACUACAGUAUCUGGAAUGUUUCCCAUUUAACUCAGAUUGACAUUGGUGUCCUUAAUCCUCAAUGAACAGAGGUCUUAAGCCUCAGAUUGAAUUGUGAUCAUUUAUACCCUCAGAUCUGACAAUUGGUUCCUUAACCCUCAGAGACAUUGUGUUCCUUAACCCUCAGAUCUGACAUUGUGUUCCUUUAACCCUCAGAUCUGACAUUGUGUUCCUUUAACCCUCAGAUCUGACAUUGUGUUCCUUUAACCCUCAGAUCUGACAUUGUGUUCCUUUAACCCUCAGAUCUGACAUUGUGUUCCUUUAACCCUCAGAUAUGACAUCGCCCUGCUGCGUCUGUCCACCGAGGCUUCCCUGAACUCUGCUGUCCAGCUGGCUGCUCUGCCUCCAUCUGACCAGAUCCUGCCCAACAACAACCCCUGCUACAUCACCGGAUGGGGACGCACCUCCAGUGAGUUGCAUAAGUAGUUAACAGUAACCGAACUGGGAAAUGGUUUUUGGGUUAAUAUUUGUAGACUUAUAUUUGUGUCUAGUUUAUAGUUGUCUCUCUUUUUUCUAUACGUUUAUCUAGCCGUAUGCACUAUGAUCCCCAUCCUGUUAUCUUCUCUAACGUGUCCCCUGUCCUUCCUAUAGCCGGCGGUUCUCUGUCCAACAGCCUGAAGCAGGCUUUGCUGCCCAGCGUUGACCACCAGACCUGCUCCAGCUCUGGCUGGUGGGGAUCUACUAUCAAGACCUCCAUGGUCUGCGCCGGAGGCGGAGCCAACGCUGGAUGCAAUGUAAGAAUAGUGUAAUGGAAUAAUUUGUUUAAAUGUUGGUUGUUCCAGGGUUUGAACCUGCGACCCUGCCUCUCUCGUUCUAACAUCUUUUUAUUUAUUUUUAUUUUUGUGUUCUAACAUCUUACCUGUUCUCUUAGUGGGGCACUACUGAGGACACUACAACAUGUUUUUGGAUUAAUUAAAUGUAGUUUAUUUUCUUUAUAAUUUAAAUGAUGUCAUUGCUUACAUAUUUAUAAACAAAUAAUUGAUGUGUUGUAAGUAUCUUUCCCUGGUGAAGCUCUCCCUCUCCAUCGUUCUAGGGAGACUCUGGCGGCCCCCUGAACUGCCAGGUCAACGGUCAGUACUACGUCCACGGAGUGGCAAGCUUCGUGUCCUCUUCUGGAUGCAACGCCAUUCGCAAGCCCACCGUCUUCACCCGUGUGUCUGCUUACAUCAGCUGGAUGAACGGGGUACGUACUGUAUAGCUAGGGGACAGGAGGAGAACAUUUACUUCAUUUCUCUCAAAGCUUGUCUAUGGCAUUGUUAUGCACAUUUUAAUUAGUCAAAUUGGUGUCCGUCUCAGCAACAAUACUGACUGUAUUUUGGGCAAAUGUCUGAAUCCUGGUCUAAUUAAUUGUCUUUCCUUUCCUCUGCAGAUCAUGGGUUGA
Messenger RNA from Coregonus sp. 'balchen', 6968 nucleotides. The record is from the annotation of a GenBank genome assembly. NCBI's taxonomy places the organism in Eukaryota, Metazoa, Chordata, Actinopteri, Salmoniformes, Salmonidae.